Messenger RNA from Mya arenaria, 5729 nucleotides. RefSeq names its product homeobox protein PKNOX1-like. The coding region runs from base 117 to 1652 and encodes 511 amino acids. Lineage: Eukaryota; Metazoa; Mollusca; Bivalvia; Myida; Myidae. The record is from RefSeq and is a predicted model, not a curated record. Gene Ontology annotation, molecular function: DNA-binding transcription factor activity, RNA polymerase II-specific; RNA polymerase II cis-regulatory region sequence-specific DNA binding. Gene Ontology annotation, biological process: regulation of transcription by RNA polymerase II. The transcript is spliced from 10 exons.
CUGACGCCCGCCAUUUUGACGAAGAGUGACAGUGUCGUCGAACGAGACAGAGAAAACAUUUCCAUGGUGGAUGUUGGUGACAUGCUUUAUGUAGGGCAGAUAAUGUGAGAAACGAGAUGUCCACGGUCACUCAUGUGAUACCUACUGGUCAGGCUUUUUCCGCAGAUGGUCAACAAGUGAUCAAUCUGGUCGCUUCUUCUGUUGCCUUGGCAACACCAAACCAAGAUGGAACCAUGGUUUUCAGUGAUGCGUCAGUCUUGGUUCAGCCGCUGUACACACCUUCCGGCCUCCAGGCCAUUCAGUCUCCAAGUACAGACGCCAACAUGGACAGGGAAAAACAGGCCAUCUAUAAGCACCCACUAUUCCCACUGAUGGCAAUGUUGUUUGAGAAGUGUGAGCAGGCCUCAGCUUCUUGCGAUGUUGCGAGCCCACAGUCUAUUUCCGAGGACAUGCAGGUCUUCCUCAUGCACCAAGAGAAGGAAAACACCCCACUGCUUGAAGAAAAUGGGGAGCUGGAUAACCUGAUAAUCAAGGCUAUCCAAGUAUUACGAAUUCACCUGCUAGAGUUAGAAAAAGUGAAUGAACUCUGUAAAGACUUCUGUCAGAGGUAUACCAAUUGUCUCAAGGGCAAGCUUCAAAGCGAAAACCUUUUAAGAACUGAGUCUGAUUAUGACCAAUCAAUGUUUGACGAACCCCCGACAGAAGAAGGACUAGGGACUGUUCAGACCCUCGUGUCGACUCCCACAGGGAGUGGGCUUAUACUUCAGCAGCCAACAGUAGCUACCAUGCCCACCCUGGGGCCUGGACAGAUAAUGUCGGGAGGAACGAUAUAUCAGAUGGUUCAGACACCGCAAGGGCUAGUGGCUCAGCCAGUACAGAUUCAACAGACCAUGUCUACACUUAGUCCACAGCUGAUCCACGGCAGUACGCCUCUCUCACAAAUAGGAGUCCCGACAUCAACUUUAUCUUCAGUUUCUGUACCCAGCUCUGCAGGAUCAGGACCUCUCAACAUGCCUUUGAACUCAAUGGCAGGCAGUUUUGACUCUGAUGAUGAGGAUACAAGUAAAAGUAAGAAGUCAAAGCGGGGAGUACUGCCUAAAUCAGCCACACAGGUCAUGAAGUCAUGGCUCUUCCAACAUAUUGUUCACCCAUACCCAACUGAGGAUGAGAAGAGGCAGAUUGCCACACAAACAAACCUCACCCUGCUACAGGUCAAUAACUGGUUUAUCAAUGCUCGUCGGCGAAUACUUCAGCCCAUGUUAGAUGCUGGAAACCCUGAACAGUCCAAAACGAAAAAGCCUAAACCUCAGACAAAACCACCACAGCGGUUCUGGCCAUUCGGAUCAAACCAGGGGUCAUCAGGGGCUGCGACCUCGACCAUGACCCCUCCCCCCAGUACUGUGACCUCGCCAAGCUUGGCUGGAGCAGGGUCUUCUAUACAGACGCUUGUCAUUCCUUCUGGGCCUUUAUUCACUGCAGAUGGCCAGCUAGUCUCAAUACCAGGGAUGAAUAUGCAUGACAUGAAGGGGUCGAUAAAACUGAACAUUAGUGAUGAUGACCCCUUGUCACCUGAUAUGAAGGAACCAAGUGAUACAAACAAUAACAGCCACAACACAGACAAUGACUCAAAUGAAAACGAUGGUCUAACAUGACCCAGUUCUCUGGGAAUGGGAUGGGGGUUAAAGUAGUUGGUGUGCGGGCAGGGUUGGAGGGGAUGGAGAUGAAAAGGUUGGAAAAUAUUGUUCACGAGGGGUUGUGAGGUCUAUGUGUGAUAAACAUUGGGUAAUUUAUGGGAGGUAUUUUCCUGUUUAAUAAAGGUUGUGGUAUUUCACAGAAAGCCGAACAAUAUACUAAUGAUGGUUUUGUAGGUCUAGCUUAGGACCAACAUAAAUGUGCUACUUUAAAACACUUUACCAUAUGCUUUCUGAUGGUAUAUUGCACUUAAUCAAUGUGAUAAAAUUGUUAUCCCACUGUCUUAAAACAGCAAAAUAACAUUUAGAAAUCAGUCUCUGUUUUGAAAAUUUGAUAGCUAUGCAAAUCAGCAGCAGUGCGGACAAAAUUCAUUGUGUAUGGACAUGAUUUCUGAAAUGGUCGGAUAUUAACAAUAGCGCUGUUUUCCAAUUAAAUACUAUUUCUGGUAAUUUCAAAUGAGUUCUAUCAUUCUAUAAAUGGAAUAAUUGUUUGUUUCAUUGAGAUAUUGAUUAUAUUACAUCUCAUGAACAUUGAAUGUUGAUAUACUGUAUUCACUAGUUGGUGCGCCACUCAUGGAAAUAUGCCUUUUUGAUACACACUUGAUAGAAUUGCUAUCUGACCUCAAAAAAUAAUUAUGAAAAUGAACAUUUGAAUUGACAAGAAAACCCAGCGAAGAUAAUUUUAUUUACCAAACUAGAUAAUAAAGUGGUGCGCACUAAAAACAUCUUCAAUGUUAGUGAAAUAUUGACAUAUGUACACAGAUGAACUAUUUGACUGAAGUAUUAACAUAUGUAUACAAAUGAACUAUUUGACUGAAAUAUUGACAUAUGUACACAAAUGAACUAUUUGACUGAAAUAUUGACAUAUGUAUACAAAUGAACUAUUUGACUGAAAUAUUGACUUAUGUAUACAAAUGAACUAUUUGACUGAAAUAUUGACUUAUGUAUACAAAUGAACUAUUUGACUGAAAUAUUGACUUAUGUACACAAAUGAACUAUUUGACUGAAAUAUUGACUUAUGUACAAAAAUGAACUAUUGGCCGGAAUAUUGACUUAUGUAUUAUACAAAUGAACUAUUUGACUGAAAUAUUAACUUAUGUACACAAAUGAACUAUUUGACUGAAAUAUUGACUUAUGUCUUAUACAAAUGAACUAUUUGACUGAAAUAUUAACAUAUGUAUACAAAUUAACUAUUUGACUGAAAUAUUGACUUAUGUACACAAAUGAACUAUUUGACUGAAAUAUUGACUUAUGUAUUAUACAAAUGAACUAUUUGACUGAAAUAUUAACUUAUGUAUACAAAUGAACUAUUUGACUGAAAUAUUGACAUAUGUACACAAAUGAACUAUUUGACUGAAAUAUUGACUUGUGUAUACAAAUGAACUAUUUGACUGAAAUAUUGACUUAUGUAUUAUACAAAUGAACUAUUUGACUGAAAAAUUAACUUAUGUAUACAAAUGAACUAUUAAACUGAAAUAUUAAUUUAUGUAUUAUACAAAUGAACAAUUUGACUGAAAUAUUAACUUAUGUAUACAAAUGAACUUUUUGACUGAAAUAUUAACAUAUGUAUACAAAUGAACUUUUUGACUGAAAUAUUAACAUAUGUACACAAAUGAACUAUUUGACUGAAAUAUUGACAUAUGUAUACAAAUGAACUAUUUGACUGAAAUAUUGACUUAUGUACACAAAUGAACUAUUUGACUGAAAUAUUGACUUAUGUACACAAAUGAACUAUUUGACUGAAAUAUUGACAUAUGUAUACAAAUGAACUAUUUGACUGAAAUAUUAACUUAUGUAUACAAAUGAACUAUUUGACUGAAAUAUUAACUUAUGUAUUAUACAAAUGAACUAUUUGACUGAAAUUAACUUAUGUACACAAAUGAACUAUUUGACUGAAAUAUUGACAUAUGUAUACAAAUGAACUAUUUGACUGAAAUAUUGACUUAUGUAUUAUACAAAUGAACUAUUUGACUGAAAUAUUAACUUAUGUACACAAAUGAACUAUUUGACUGAAAUAUUGACUUAUGUACACAAAUGAACUAUUUGACUGAAAUAUUGACAUAUGUAUACAAAUGAACUAUUUGACUGAAAUAUUGACAUAUGUACACAAAUGAACUAUUUGACUGAAAUAUUAACAUAUGUACACGGAUGAACUAUUUGACUGAAAUAUUAACAUAUGUACACGGAUGAACUAUUUGACUGAAAUAUUAACAUAUGUACACAAAUGAACUAUUUGACUGAAAUAUUAACUUAUGUACACAAAUGAACUAUUUGACUGAAAUAUUAACUUAUGUAUUAUACAAAUGAACUAUUUGACUGAAAUAUUAACUUGUGUAUACAAAUGAACUAUUUAACUGAAAUAUUAACAUAUGUAUACAAAUGAACUAUUUGACUGAAAUAUUAACUUAUGUACACAAAUGAACUAUUUAACUGAAAUAUUAACUUACGUAUACAAAUGAACUAUUUGACUGAAAUAUUGACAUAUGUACACAAAUGAACUAUUUGACUGAAAUAUUAACAUAUGUACACAAAUGAACUAUUUGACUGAAAUAUUAACAUAUGUAUACAAAUGAACUAUUUGACUGAAAUAUUGACUUAUGUAUUAUACAAAUGAACUAUUUGACUGAAAUAUUAACUUAUGUAUACAAAUGAACUAUUUGACUGAAAUAUUGACAUAUGUACACAAAUGAACUAUUUGACUGAAAUAUUGACAUAUGUAUACAAAUGAACUAUUUGACUGAAAUAUUGACUUAUGUAUACAUAUUAAAUAUUUGACUACAAGAUUGCAUACAGUUAUGAAAUUAACAAUGUGAGAAAAUCUCAAUAUUGUUCUGAAGAAAGAUAUUUCAAUGCAACCAAAGAAAUGUUUUCAGCAGCAUUUAAAUAUAUAGAAUAUAACUGCCAAUUGGUGCCUUAUUUAUACUAUAAAUAAUACUUGCAGUUAGAUCUAUCAUGUCAUGAUCUCUGACAUACAUUUUGACUGUUAUAAAAGAUAAAGUUGAUAUGUUAUGUGGGAUUUUAAUUAUGAUAACGUUUUUGGUGUUGUGUUUGCAUAUUACUGCUUAAUAUUGAAUAAAUAAUGUGCUCUUUAACUUCAUUAUAUUUUCUCGGGUGAUUGACAAAAAAAAUAUAUGUCAGUUACAUUGAUAUCUGCAACAACCAGUCGUUAAUAUCCAAUUCAAUAUUUAUGUGUAAAACUACAGAAACAAGCUCAAUAGCCAAAACUUUAAACAUAAACCCUGUCUUAAUGGCACUGGGUAAAUGCCAAAGACAUAGAACACAAAAACAUAAAAUCACAAACAAGAAACAUGGAACAACAGAAUAAAACUCCACAAACAGCACAGUGCAUAUAUACUACAUGUAUAUAAAAUAAUUAGGUAUGUUUAUCAAGGAUUGUAAGGUACGGUAAAAGUCAAGACAAGUAACUUACCCUAUUCUACAUCUGUUUUUGUUGUAAAUGUUUUAUUUUAUAACCAACAGUUUCUGUCUUGUAUUAAAGAGUGGAGGUUGACAAUAAUCAUGUAUAAUGUGUAGUGCAUAAAUUUACAAGUGAAUAUGCAUGUGCUGAAGAGACUUAUUUGAGCUUCUUUGUGUUCAAAUGAAACACAAUGUUGUAUAACAAAGUUAUUUUGCUCUUGACUUACAUUUUAUAAAGUUGUAUACCAGGAGUAAAAUAGAAAGAACUAUUUCUGAAAGAAAAACAGGCAACAUAAUUUUGAAAGAAAUGGUCAACAUGCUUUAACUUUUAUACAUACAUUUUUAUAGCGUUAUUCUUAAAUAGCUUGUGGGACGUAAAAAUCGAGUACAGAUUUAUUUCUACUGUAUAGUUUGUUUUUAAAUUUGUUGCGCUCAUUUCUUUAGUGGUUAAGCUAUUUUGAAAUUGUUUACUGACUUGCAUGCUGUUGUUAUAAAUGCAAUAAUUGGAAAAUUGGUACAUGCUUUAAUAAUUGUACUGAUUUGUAGAUGUGGAAUUCUAUGCAAUAGGAUUUCUGUCUUUGCAUUAUCAUACCCAGUCUUGAAUAAACUUACAAAUAUGCA